AUGACUCGUGAUUCACAAAAUUAUAUAACGAAGCAAUAUUUCAAUUCCGCUAUGCAGAAUCUCAAGCAAUCUCUGAGACAUUAUGAUAUGGCUAUGAAAGCGACUUAUAGAGAUUCAGGUAACAAUCGGCCUUCGAUAGAUGGAAAUACUGAUAAUAUACCUGUUGAUUGCUGGGAAGCUUAUAAAUCUGGAGCUGCCAACAUAUCUGGCCCAUACCGCAUUCGGCCUGUGGGAGCCGAUAGGCCGUUAUUUGCUUAUUGUGAUCAAGAACGAUGGGGCGGCGGUUGGACGGUGCUGCAAACAAGAUUCGAUGGAUCUACCGAUUUUUAUAGACCUUAUCAAGAUUAUGUUCAUGGAUUUGGGAACGUUGCUGGUGAACAUUGGUUGGGAUUGGAAACUGCACAUUUGCUAACAAGCAAUGGAUUAUAUGAAUUGCUAAUAGAUCUGCAAGAUUUUGAUGAAAUAUGGACGUACGCAUAUUACAAGUCAUUCUCGAUCGGGCCAGAAGCUCAAUCAUACCCCAUAAACGUUCUUGGUGCCUACUAUGGAGACGCAGGCGAUUCGUUAGCAUAUCAAGCUGGUCAUAAAUUCUCGGCUCAUGAUCUGGAUAACGACAACUGGCCUGAAGGUAGCUGUGCACAAGCACAUCACGGUGCAUGGUGGUAUCACGCAUGUGAACAAAGCAAUCUGAAUGGGUUAUACUUAUCGGGACAAAUUCCUGAAGAUGUUAGCAAUCAAGGCAUGUACUGGUAUGAGUUCCAUGGACCCGGCUACUCUUUGAAAGCAUCGCGAAUGAUGAUCAGACCGGCGGGCGCAAGAACUGACUUUAAAAAUAAGACAGCCAUGAAUCCGAAAACGAAAUCAGAUGCAAGGCAGGCUCCGAAUGCUAGUUCUGAUUUGAGCGACUAUGAAUAAUUGUAAACCAUAUCUAGACAUAACUUUGAUUGAUCUUAU
This is a messenger RNA of Ctenocephalides felis (cat flea), 954 nucleotides long. RefSeq names its product angiopoietin-related protein 1-like. Lineage: Eukaryota; Metazoa; Arthropoda; Insecta; Siphonaptera; Pulicidae. Bases 1 to 915 code for a protein of 304 amino acids. The transcript has 7 exons. The record is from RefSeq and is a predicted model, not a curated record.